Molecule: messenger RNA, 507 nt
Organism: Drechmeria coniospora
Lineage: Eukaryota; Fungi; Ascomycota; Sordariomycetes; Hypocreales; Ophiocordycipitaceae
Exons: 2
Coding region: 1-507 (168 amino acids)
Source: RefSeq, a predicted model, not a curated record
AUGGCAGAUGAGACCCCCAAGCUAGAGCAGAUACCGAUAUCGUCGGAGACUAUUGCAAGCGACGAUGCGUCCGCCACAAACUCUCCAAAGAAGCAGCCGCAACCCUCGGGCUCGCAAGCCUCCCCUGGUCAAGACCUCGUCAUGUCAGACGCUCCCAUUGAUCAUGCCGCGUCACCUGUCCCGGCAGCAUUUGCUCCCAGCCCUGCGCCAGUCCGAAAUGGAACUCCGGCCCACGGUUCGCGAUCUGCCUCUGUCCACCCAGAUGCUGGACUCACCAUGCCCUCGGAAUCUGUGCCGAAUGGCGAUCCAACGCGACGAUAUUUAAACACGAAAGUGACCGGCGUUUUGCUCGACGGCAUGAAGCUACUGGCCAAGGAGCAGUCCGUACCCCGUCCACCAUGGCGAAGCGUGUUAUCGUUGACCGAAUGCCGCAGACCAAACGAUCCGCUACGAGUCCUAGGUGAAUACCUACUUCAACGUUCCAAGGAGUUGGACGAAUCGAGCUAG